Molecule: messenger RNA, 3201 nt
Organism: Danio rerio (zebrafish)
Lineage: Eukaryota; Metazoa; Chordata; Actinopteri; Cypriniformes; Danionidae
Gene: cap2
Product: cyclase associated actin cytoskeleton regulatory protein 2
Biological process (GO): cytoskeleton organization
Cellular component (GO): plasma membrane
Molecular function (GO): actin binding
Source: RefSeq, marked validated
AACCUUCUCUGAUUCAUCCUUCUUCCCAAAUAUGGAGUUCCCGGAAGCGGCCGCCGGGACUCAGUUGAGUGACAGCAGGAGCCGCAGCGCCAGACCUCCUUAAUAUCCGAUCCACAUCUCGCUUUUUAUAAAGAAAACGUGAGAACAAAGCCCGGACCGCACCAUCUGAGGAGUGUUUGUUAUGGAGGCUCUGGUUGGUCGUCUGGAGCGGGCAGUGGUGCGUCUGGAGGCUGUGGCUGUCAAACUGCAGAGCUGUCCUGGAGGAUUGAUCAACGGAGACAUCAGCGCCGUCAUCAACGGAGGUGAAUCCCAGAGCAUGGAGGCGUUUGACCGUCUGCUGAGCGGCUCGGUGUCUGAAUAUGUGCAGUCCAGUGCUGCGAUUGGUGGAGACGUAGCGAAGCAUGCUGAGAUGGUGAAUAAUGCUCUGCAGGUUCAGCGCACUCUCCUCAAAAUGGCCAUGACACACCAGGAGCCAGCAAAGACGGAGCUGGCUGACCUCCUCAGACCUCUAUCCGACCAGAUCCAGGCGGUGCAGAAUUUUCGUGAGAAGAACCGCGGCAGCAGCCUGUUCAACCACCUGUCUGCAGUGAGCGAGAGCAUCCCUGCGCUGGGCUGGGUGGCUGUGUGUCAGAAACCAGGGCCGUAUGUGAAGGAGAUGAACGAUGCUGCCAUGUUUUAUACUAAUAGAGUGCUGAAAGAUUUCAAAGACACUGACGCUCGUCAUGUGGAGUGGGUGCGUUCAUACCUGAGCAUCUGGACUGACCUGCAGACGUUCAUCAGAGAGCAUCACUGCACUGGACUCAUCUGGAGCAAGACUGGUCCAAAAGCUCCUCCCUCUCUGCUCAGUGCUCCUCUUCUUCCUCCUCCUCCUCCUCCUCCUCCUCCAAUGAUGAUUGACAGCUGCAGUUCUCCAGCAGAUGCUUCAUCAGUCCAGCACGCGGCUCUGUUCGCUCAGCUCAACCAGGGAGAGGAGAUCACCAAAGGUUUAAAGCAUGUGUGUGAUGAACAGAAGACCCAUAAAAACCCAAACCUGCGUUCUCAGAGUGGAAAAACACACCAUGACUCUCCGUCCAAAACCCAGAGCUCUUCCUCAUCUAAUCCGGCCAGGAAACAUCCACCCGUGCUGGAGCUGGAGGGCAAGAAGUGGAGGGUGGAGUAUCAGGAUCAGUGUGCAGAGCUGCUGAUCGAGGACACAGAGCUCAGACAGGUGGUUUACGUCUUCAGCUGCAGCGGCUCCACACUGCAGGUCAAAGGCAAAGUCAACUCCAUCAUCGUGGAUAACUGUAAGAAGCUGGGCCUGGUCUUUGACAAUGUGGUGGGCAUCGUGGAGAUCAUCAACUCCAGAGAUAUUCAGCUUCAGGUGAUGGGAAAAGUUCCGACUAUCUCCAUAAACAAGACCGAGGGCUGCCAUGUCUACCUGAGCAAGGAUUCACUAGACUGUGAGAUCGUCAGUGCCAAGAGCUCCGAGAUGAACAUCCUGGUUCCCGAGGGAGAAGAUGAUUAUAGGGAGUUUCCAGUUCCAGAGCAGUUUAAAACGGUCUGGGACGGCUCCAGCCUGGUGACCGAGCCCACAAAGAUCGCCGGCUGAUUGAUCUGCCUCCUCCUACCCACAAUUCCUCAAGCACUUUCACUAGAUCACUGUUAGCUGACACGGAAGAAUCCGCACACUGUGCUUGUGGGAGUUGUAGAUUUAGACAAUUACAGUUAUGAGCAAUAUAUGGACAAACACGUCUGACUUCCCCAGACCCACUGUGCUUUAAACAGAUCGCUGAUGGAUAUUUUUGUCCUAAAGCUGUUAUCAUUAUCAUUAUUUUUACCAUUAUUAUACAUUAACAAUAUUUACACAGCAUGAUGGAACCAUUAUGUGUUGAAUUAGGGGUGUGCGAUAUUUAAGGUAAGAUAAGGUCAUAACUAGGCCCACACGGAAUCUGUGCGCGCAGAUUUUCCACAGAUUUUUAGCCCAUCAUUAAUUCUGUUUGUUUACUUGAGUAAAUGUGUGUAAAUCUAUAUUUAUUCAGUUUUUUUUUUAUUAAUUUCAGUAAUAUUAGUGACUAAUAUGAAAAUGUUCAUGUGAUUUAUGCACAAUGCAGUUUGUACAGUCAAAUUUUCUGUCUUUUAGUAGAGAUAUUAUAUGAGAGACUUGCUUUGUUCACCAAAUAAAGUGGAUCUAAUUGGAUUUGCAUUUUAAACGUUAAAUAAAAGUUAAAAAGGUAUUACUUUUUACUUCACAUAUUAAGGUUUUAGUUAUGAUACUCUCAAAAUAAUGCUGAUUUUUACCAAAAUUUUCCGCAGAAAUAGCAAAAAACUUCUGCAGAUUCCGUCUGGCCCUGGUCAUAGCUGCUGGUUUAUUUAUAAGCCAUCUGACACAAACACACGAGUCUGAAAGCAUUGACUGUGUAAUGAAACUUGAUCAAAUGAAUCCAAAAAUGUCGUUUUUAUAUUUUAAACUUAUGAUACAGUUCAGUAUUUACACAAGCAAGAGCUAACAAUGCUUGAUGGGUUUCCACCGGGUGCUCCGGUUUCCCACAAAGACAUGCGGUAUUGAGGAAUUGGGUGAGCUAAAUUGACCGUAGUGUAUGUGUAUGAAUGAGAGUGUGUGGAUGUUUCCCAGAGAUGGGUUGCAGCUGGAAGGGCAUCCACUGCGUAAAACAUCCUGGAUAAGUUGGCGGUUCAUUCCACUGUGGCGACCCCGGAUAAAUAAAGAGACUUAGCUGAAAAGAAAAUGAAUGAAAUAAAAAAAAUGAGAGAUGUGAUUUUUGGUCAAUAUCGCACACUUCUAAUGUAAACAUGGCAAUUUUUAGGUCAGCAACUUAAACGUAUUAAGUCAAAGUCAUAAAUAAGUUAAAAUGUAACAGUACUGUAUGGUGUUUGCAAAACUCAUACGUUAAAACACCUUCUGGUCCUGUAUUAGGUAUUCAAAAAAUUAAAUAUUCUUCAGUAUAUUUUACCAAUACUUGAGUCUCUUGAUAGAUAAAACCAUCCACAAUCCUGUUUGAUGCAGUUUCCCAGGGUUUACAGAUGCUGCUUUCAGCUCAUAACAUUUCCUCACGCAGUAAAUAAUCAUUGUUGUUAUUUGGCUCUGGACGCAGACCCUGUGCAAUCAUUUGCAGAGGAGAAAUGUACACUUAGUCAUUUAGCAAACUAUUUUCUCCAGAUGGAAUGAAUGCCAAUUUAAAAUGAAUAAACAUCAAUAAAAAUAAA